AUGUGGUGGGAAUGGGGGGCGCUGAGUGGUUGGGCGGGCCAGGCGCUAAUCAACGGGCCAGACGCAGGUGGUGUGGUGACAGCGAGCGAAGCAGUGCAGAAGAAAAGGGCAACAGUCUGUCUGCGAGGUUCUGUUGCUUGCAGUAUGGCUACGUCUAGAGCGCUUUGGGGAGGGCGCGUGCCGUCACCUACACCAGAACCGUGA
Molecule: messenger RNA, 204 nt
Organism: Bipolaris oryzae ATCC 44560
Lineage: Eukaryota; Fungi; Ascomycota; Dothideomycetes; Pleosporales; Pleosporaceae
Exons: 3
Coding region: 1-204 (67 amino acids)
Source: RefSeq, a predicted model, not a curated record